AAUUAAUUACAGUUAAUUGCAGUCUGCAGUAUUAUACUUUAAUAUAAUUAUAUAAAGCUGUAGUCGCCUAUAGAGAUAUACCUUAGAUAUGUAGAAUGUAGAUAUAUAAUUAUAUACAUAAGUAGGUAGUAGGUACCGACGUAUUGUUAUAGAGAUAUCGGUGACACCAAAAAUCUUCACUGUGGCUUAGAUGUAUUACAGACAUACAGUAUAAGUUAUAAUACAAACAUUUCAGUUUACAAAUAAAUUAAAGAAAAUGAACAAUUCCAACAUAGACAAGGUACGUCUCAGCUACAAUAUCGUGCCAAUGUCUUUCAAUGAUGUCAAUGAUAGACAAAAAGUUAUCGAAUUUAUAAAAAAAUUUUUCUUUCAACAAGAACCAUUAAUAAGGUGUAUACAGUUAUUUAAAGACGUCGAAUCAGUGGAAAAACUUCAAAAUCAUCUUUUUAAAACGUUGGACAAUGGUUUAACUUUCAAAGCCGUGUCUUCGAACGGAGAUUUGAUUGGUGUUAUUACCAACGAAAUAAUUGAUCGGAAUAACGAAACACGAAGUAAUUGUACAAGUAACAACGAAGACCAAGAGGGAAGUUUAAAGUUCAAUGAGUUCAUGAAACUUUUUCAAAAAAUCGAACAAGAAUCAAAUAUGUUUGAAAGGUACACAGAUGUAAAUCGGGUAAUGGAUAUUAAGGCGGUCGCUGUGAAUGAAAAAUUUAGAGGUCAAGGAGUUUGCAAAGCACUUUUUUAUAAAUGCAAGGAGUUGGCAUUAGAAAACAAAUGUUCAAUGGUUCGCGUAGACUGUAGUAGUUAUUUUUCUGCUAGUGCAGCAGAGAAACUAGGAUUUCAAUGCAUCUAUUCCUUGAAUUACGAAGAAUAUAAGAAUGAAAAAGAUGAAGUGAUAUUUAAUUCUUUACCCCCUCACAAACAAUUUAAAGUUUAUGUAAUUUCUAUUGAAAAAUUCUUUUACGCAGAUUAAUUAAAAAUUAUUAUGAUAUAUAUAAAUAAAUAAUUAAUUAUAUAA
Messenger RNA from Rhopalosiphum padi (bird cherry-oat aphid), 1018 nucleotides. RefSeq names its product arylalkylamine N-acetyltransferase 1-like. The transcript has 4 exons. The record is from RefSeq and is a predicted model, not a curated record. Bases 257 to 973 code for a protein of 238 amino acids. Gene Ontology annotation, molecular function: N-acetyltransferase activity. NCBI's taxonomy places the organism in Eukaryota, Metazoa, Arthropoda, Insecta, Hemiptera, Aphididae.